Messenger RNA from Lasiodiplodia theobromae, 909 nucleotides. Its product is annotated as Glycoside hydrolase family 131 protein. NCBI's taxonomy places the organism in Eukaryota, Fungi, Ascomycota, Dothideomycetes, Botryosphaeriales, Botryosphaeriaceae. The record is from RefSeq and is a predicted model, not a curated record. The coding region runs from base 1 to 909 and encodes 302 amino acids. The transcript is spliced from 3 exons.
AUGUCUUCGCUCCUUGUCAUCCUCACCACGCUGGCCGCCACCUCCCUCGCGGCGCCCUACCGCUCCGCCGGCUACCGGCCGGGCUACAGCACGCGUCACCGCCAGAUCAACACGACGGCGGCGAGCGCCCAGUGCCCGAUCCUGCUGGACGGCCGCGUGCCCGCCAACGCGACCCUGGCCUCGUUCGACACGGCCAACGGCAUCUUCAACCCGGACUACGUCAAGGGCAACAACGUCACCUGGUCGCAGAUCCUCGAGGAGCCCGCCGGCGCGCUGGCGUCCAAGUUCGACGCUGCCCCCGAGUACAAGGCCAUCGAGGUGACCAUCGACGACGACUCCAUCUUCCAGAAGCAGUACGGCUUCCGCCGCGCCGGCCUGCAGUUCGCCGCCGACAGCUCCAACGACACGUCCGACUCCGGCGUCGUCACCCUGCACUGGAGCGUCAAGCAGGACUUUGAGAAGCCGCUGAACCUGAGCCACGAGUACCUGAACGUCUGGCACGAGGCCGCCGACUACAGCGCCAACCAGUUCAACUUCAACACUGGCUACCGCAUCGGCACCAACGGCUCCGACAAGGAGUCGUGGCAGCUCCUCGGCCGCGACUCCAACCUCCUUUGGUCCACCCCCAUCGACUUCACCAACUGGCAGAACUUCGCCCUGACCCUGGACUACACCGCCAACACCCUCACCAUCUACACCUCGAAGAACGAGGAGCCGCUCGAGAAGGCGGGUGGUCCCUUCACCAACGACAACUCCGGCGCCGGCCAGUUCCAGAUUGGUAUUCUCAAGAAGCCGACUGGCACUGAUGAUGUCGUCAACAGUGGUUUCCAGGAGAGCAACUUCAAGGAGGGCCAGAUUUAUGGUGGCAUCUUCGUCGAGAACAGCGCCAACGGUUGCAUCUCCCUGUAA